CUGCUGUCCUGUGAUUGACAAAUAAAACGACAACGUUUGGUCCCAAUCUUUCACACACUCUUUCUCCCUCCCUCUUUCUGCUACUGGUCCACUACUACAGUAAAGGUUGGAGCGUGAGAGAGAGGAGAGAGAGAGAGAGAGGGACUGAUGAACGACCUCUCCAAUGGGGCUUUGCUAGAGAGACAUUGUUGCAGCUGCAAGCCGAUACCGGCUUUGGGGCUCUGUAUUCUCACGGCCCUUUUCCUGAUAGGCCUUUCGGUCUCCAUUUUCUUACUCACUGUGGUUCGAAAUGCCGUCUUCCUAGUCUCGUUCCUCUUUCUUUCCUCUCUGGUCUUGGCUUUCUUGUUCUGGAACAAGCGUAAUUGGAGAACCAAAGGCGCCAUCCUUUUCUUCCUCCGCUCUCUUCCCGAAGCUGACCUUCGUCAGGCUAAAGAGGGUCAGCUCGUUAAGAUUACUGGGUUUGCAUCAUGCGGGAGUGUUUCUCUGCAUUCUUCAUAUGAAAGGGCUUCCGGUUGUAUUUAUACGUCAACACUUUUAUACGAGCAUGGAGGAUUGAAUUUAAAUCCAGUAAAGGUCAAUGGAUCAUGCUUCCAUUGGAGUCUAGCAUAUUGUGAGAGGUUCUCCACAGACUUUUACAUAACUGAUAAGAAGUCAGGCCUCAGAGCUGUAGUUAAAGCUGGUUCUGGCUGUAGAGUCACACCCUUGAUUUUUGAGAGUGAACUUUUCAAAACCACGAGACAGUGUAGAGUUCUCUCUCCCCCACUAAGGAAAUGGCUCAGAGAGAGAAACCUCUCGGAUGAAGCCCGUCUCCUGCGUCUGGAAGAAGGAUAUGUACAAGAAGGGAGCACUGUGACUGUAGUUGGAAUAGUUAGUAGAAAUAAUGAUGUGACUAUGAUUGUCCAACCUUCAGAAGUUGUCUCUACAGGAUGUUUAUGGAAAAAGCUGCUUCUCCCAGUUGACAUUGACGGAGUCUUACUUAGUGUUUCACGAAUGGCUGACCUUUCAAUCAACUGAGAGUCCGGCCAAAACAUGGCCUGGACUGGUAGUGUCUGACCUAGCUAGGGCUUAUAAACAGUGUAGGAGCUUACACUUUGAGAUAAAAAUACUAUUGUUUGAAGCUUUUACAGGGCAUUCAUUUGACUCGCCUCGCCAUUUAUUUUUCCUUUCUUAUUUUCUGCAUCACAUGUUACCAGAAGCUGUAACAAUUUGACUAAGUCAAGACUUUUUCUCUAGGAUUCAUCAGAAUAUUUAAUGCUUUCAAGUUUAACCUGUCUGUGAUUCUUGACUCAUUUUGUUCCCUUCUUUAUUGGAAGAUUGUAUAGACAAUACUCAACUAA
This is a messenger RNA of Humulus lupulus (European hop), 1337 nucleotides long. RefSeq lists its product as uncharacterized. The coding region runs from base 148 to 1014 and encodes 288 amino acids. The transcript has 4 exons. Lineage: Eukaryota; Viridiplantae; Streptophyta; Magnoliopsida; Rosales; Cannabaceae. The record is from RefSeq and is a predicted model, not a curated record.